GCCGCGCCGUACUUUGGGGAGUGCGGCUUCCGCGAGGUUUCCUGGCCUGUUGCAGCCAUGGUGCGUUGCAGUUGCGUGUUGUUCAGAAAGUAUGGAAAUUUCAUCGAUAACCUAAGACUCUUCACCAAGGGAGGAACCGGUGGAAUGGGUUAUCCUCGUUUAGGUGGAGAAGGUGGAAAAGGUGGUGAUGUCUGGGUUGUAGCCCAGAACAGAAUGACUUUAAAACAACUUAAAGACAGGUAUCCUCAGAAACGGUUUGUGGCUGGAGUAGGAGCAAACAGCAAAAUUAGUGCACUGAAAGGCUCCAAAGGAAAUGACUGUGAAAUCCCUGCGCCUGUGGGUAUUUCAAUAACUGAUGAAAAUGGUAAAAUUAUAGGAGAACUCAAUAAAGAGAAUGACAGAAUUUUGGUAGCUGAAGGAGGUCUUGGUGGUAAAUUACUUACAAACUUCUUACCAUUGAAAGGCCAGAAACGAGUAAUUCACCUUGAUCUAAAACUUAUAGCUGAUGUAGGCCUAGUAGGAUUCCCAAAUGCUGGAAAAUCCUCUUUGCUAAGUCAAGUUUCUCAUGCAAAACCUGCAAUUGCAGAUUAUGCAUUUACAACAUUAAAGCCUGAACUUGGAAAGAUUAUGUACAAUGAUUUCAAGCAGAUAUCAGUAGCUGAUCUUCCAGGUUUGAUAGAAGGAGCACAUAUGAACAAAGGAAUGGGCCACAAAUUCCUCAAGCAUAUAGAAAGAACUAAACAACUACUUUUUGUUGUUGAUAUUUCUGGAUUUCAGCUUUCUUAUCGCACUCAAUACAGAACUGCUUUUGAAACUAUAAUACUGCUUACAAAAGAGUUGGAAUUGUACAAAGAGGAGCUUCAAACAAAACCUGCACUUUUGGCAGUUAAUAAAAUGGACUUGCCAGAUGCUCAAGAUAAGCUUCAUGAAUUGAUGAACCAGCUCCAGAAUCCUAAAGAUUUUCUGCAUUCAUUUGGAAAAAACAUGAUUCCAGAGAGGACUGUAGAGUUCCAGCAUAUCAUCCCCAUAUCUGCAGUUACUGGAGAAGGAAUUGAAGAAUUAAAGAACUGUAUAAGAAAGUCACUGGAUGAACAGGCCAACCAGGAAAAUGAUGCAUAUCAUAAGAAACAGUUGCUUAAUUUGUGGAUUUCUGAUAAAGUAUCUUCAAGUGAGCCACCAUCAUCAAAGCAUGCUAUUACUAGUUCCAAAGUGAAUAUAAUUUAAAUAUAUUAAAAAAUGAUAUUGAUGGAA
Molecule: messenger RNA, 1251 nt
Organism: Saimiri boliviensis boliviensis (Bolivian squirrel monkey)
Lineage: Eukaryota; Metazoa; Chordata; Mammalia; Primates; Cebidae
Gene: GTPBP10
Product: GTP binding protein 10
Cellular component (GO): mitochondrion
Molecular function (GO): GTPase activity; magnesium ion binding; GTP binding
Source: RefSeq, a predicted model, not a curated record